AUGGGAUCCAGGGGACUGGAGAAUGUCGCUCAGUGUGUGGGACUAUUCGUGAUGGUGUUCAGCAGUCCAGAAUCCAGGGCCAUCCUGGAGGAUCUUUUGGGGGAGCCUUGCCUCAGAGAUGAACCUGACAUGCCAUUCACUACCCAUUAUGAGCAGGCAAACUGGGUGACCUCCUUCUCAGAGCUCCAACCUGAGACCCAUGAGAUGGCCUCACCAGCCGAGCUGCAGCCGGAGAUUAAAUGCUGUGGAUACAACAGCUACAACGACUUCACUGGCUCCCCGUAUGUAAACAAAAACUCACUGUACCCCCAGUUCUGCUGCUCACCAGCAUCUGUACAGUGUGUUGAAGGAACUGCAGCUUCACAGAGUGUGCACGGCUGUUUGGAUGCUGUGGUGAAUUUGCUGAAAGAUAACAUUGCUUCGGUAGUGGGCGUGGCUAUUUGUGUCAUUGUUAUAGAGGUUGCUGCGAUGGUCGUGUCCAUGAUACUGUACAAGAGGUAAACCUGGAAACCUGCACAGUACACUGUGACCUCUCACAUCGAACAGGAUACAAUAAUAAAGUCUGAAAUUACCUUGGUACAAAAUUAUACAUGUUCUGUCCCACAUGUUAUAACCUCCAAUGAGUACAGAAAAGAGUCUUUUUUUAGUGCAUUUGUAAUCCUGUAUGUUUCUUUAAUAACUUUGUACACUUCUAUAGGCCAGUCAAUAAAGGUUUUAUAUUGUAGAUACAUAUAGUUUUAUGUUUGUUCGAGUGUAUCUUGUUUGCCAAGAAACUUCUGCAUAUGGACGAAUGUGACGCCUCAAGAGCCGUUUGUUACAGCUGUAAUUACAAAACAAAAACCAUUGAAGACCACAUAAUUUAGAGAAUACAAAAUUGGAAAUAAAUAUUCCAUAUUAUGUAAGGGCUGGACAAAAUUCUUUUAAUUGAUGAAUUUUAAAUGUAAGUUUUCAAGGAAGCAAAGUGGAGCAAUUUUAGACACAUUACAUGAAUCACUAUUGAAAACCACUAGAUAGCGGUAAUGCACAAUACACUGGGGUGUAUGUGUGUGUGUGCGCCACCUGCUGUAGAAGAUGAAGGAUGUCUGUCUAAAAUGCCGGAUGUGAAUAAACCUGACUAUCAUGAAAUUGUGGAUUUCAAUUAACUUACGUUCUUAUUGAAGUCGUCUACUCUCACAAACCUGAAAAAAAACCUUGUUUUUUAAAAAAUGCAUUCUGCCAUUAAAAAACAGUACUCACCUAUAAAUACAGAGAUGACGAUUAGUGCGUAGUGGACAUCUAGUUAUUUCAAAGAAUGCUUGGACCCCAUUGAUUGCUGAUUGCAGCUAAAUUAGUUUGUAUCUGUAUGAGGUGUAAGGUUAAUACUUCAGUACUCACCUUUUUACCUGUGUGUUACUUUAAAGUACUCUACUGUACUUUUGCCUGAAAAUGAUUCAAGCUUAGUAGUGAUAAGUAAGCAUCAUGUUAAUAAAAGAUGUUGAUAAAACAGUUUGUAGCACAGAGUCUUAAUAGGAAAUCAGUUAAUUGUCUGAUUGGU
Ictalurus furcatus (blue catfish) is the source of this 1534-nucleotide messenger RNA. RefSeq names its product tetraspanin-1-like. Gene Ontology annotation, cellular component: membrane. The transcript has 4 exons. Bases 1 to 501 code for a protein of 166 amino acids. The record is from RefSeq and is a predicted model, not a curated record. Lineage: Eukaryota; Metazoa; Chordata; Actinopteri; Siluriformes; Ictaluridae.